GCGUCGUGAUUCCAUCGGCUGUGCGGCUGUGAGUUGUACCGGAGCUCGCGCGGACAUGCAGCAGUGCGGCUGCGCGACUAAAGUCAUGCUAACAACACUAGCUCUUAUUUACCUGACGUGCGUGCAGUUUUACACCUCAGCGGAGAGAAACGACCGGCCCAUUAUUGGGGUCCUGGCUCAAGAUGUCUUCAGACCCAAGCCCCACCAAACCGCCUACCUGGCGGCUUCCUACGUCAAGUACCUGGAGGCCGCAGGAGCCAGAGUGGUUCCCAUCAUGAUCAACAGGCCGCUGGAGGAGUACGAGAAGCUCUUCAACUCCAUCAAUGGUGUCCUCUUCCCUGGUGGAAGUGCCAGCAUCUUCUCCUCUGGUUACCAGCGAGCAGCCAAAGUCUUCUACAAUCUGGCCAUCGAGGCCAACGACAGAGGCGACUACUUCCCCGUGUGGGGAACCUGCCUGGGAUUCGAGCAACUGGCCGUCUUGACCAGCAACAAGUCGGUCCUGGUGCGCACCAACACCACGGGCCUGCCCCUCCCACUCAACUUCACUGACGAGGCCAAAACCAGCCGCAUCUUCAAGAACUUUCCUGCUGAGCUGAUGGCGUCUCUGUCCACGGAGCCGCUGACCGUCAACGUUCACAAGUGGAGUCUGUCUGUGGAGACUCUGAACAAACUGGACACGCUGAAGAAGUUCUACAGGGUCCUCUCCACAAACACGGACGGGAGUAUCGAGUUCGUCUCCACUUUUGAAGCGUACGACUACCCGAUCUACGGGACCCAGUGGCACCCGGAGAAGAACGCGUUUGAGUGGACCAAGUCGUACAUCCCUCACACGCCGACCGCCGUCCACGUGACCUUCUACACUGCGGAGUUCUUGGUCAGCGAAGCCAGGAAGAACUCGCACCGCUUCAACUCUCUGGACGAGGAACGAGCCGCUAUGAUCUACAACUACUCCCCGGUCUACACCGGAAACAGCAGCGUCUUCGAGCAGAAGUAUUAUUUCUGAGCCGGGACCUGGGGGGUGACAGGGUCGGGAUUGUGAAUGUUCCUGUGUGCACAAGUGAGGAGGAGGACUCCAAUAAUCCAGACCAAAGGAGUUAAGGCCCAUUUAUGCUCAACAUUACAUGCGGAUCCAGAUUAGGACCAAGUCUUCUCUCCGUGCUCUGUUUGUUACAUCUGCAUUACUGCACCCAUAUGUAGUAAAUACAGUAUGUAGGAAGAGGACAACAAUGAUGGAUCUUCUCCAUCCUCCAGUGUGGAGAUAUUGAACAAUAUAUUUCAUAAAUUAUGCACGAGCUACGAGCUGCAAGCAAUGCUUCUUAACAGUCGCCAUGUUUGUUUUGGAGUUUGUCGUCAUAGGCCUUUGACUCUGGGCUGCUCCCCCUGGUGGGUAAUAUUGUGAACAGCAGUACCAACAUAAAGAACACCUGGAAGCAUGUGAUCAGUGACGGCAGCAGGUUUGACAAGGACACUUUUGUGUGUAAAGGGAGCAUAAAUGGGCCUGUAGCUGUAAUUGCUCUUGAUGAUUCACCGUGUGAAGAUGUGUUGAAUGUGUGUUCUAUUUUAUAAGUCAUGUUGAUUUUUACUGCAGAAUAUGAAUUAAAAUAAUUUCUCAAUGAUGUUUUUGUUUGGCUCGCCGAGUCUUGAUUGACAGCAAUGAUUUUGGUUUAUUUCCAAGUCGCAAAUUCAUGAAUUUUGUGUGUCUUUUGUGGUGCGGCUUUACAGCGCUGUUUGUGUUUUCAUGUGGGCAGUGAACCAUCAAAGAAAAACAAAGCUCCGUACAUGAAACAUCUAACAUUAUUUAUAUAAUAAUUAUUAUAUUAAUAACUUUGCUUAAUGUUUUGAGUGUUAACAGCUUUUUAACAUUUCCAUUAUAACAAAAGAAUGACCCAGCUUUGACUUUUAUUCCCAAAUAAUUUCAAUAAAUAAUAAAUAUUGGACUUUGAAGCUCAAAUUGUAAAACUUUAAUUUUUUUGAAAUAGUUGAAUAUGUCACAGAAAAUAGUACUUUCACAUACUUUAACUUUUUUCACCUCCACCUCUCAUGCAUUUUUAGAUUAGAUUAUCAUUUUUGAAUACUUUUAAUGGUAUGGAUUCAUAUAGAUUUUUUAAAUGGUUGGCUUUCACUAUUUGAUUUUAUUGAAUUGAAAAAGGUAAGUAUUUCUCAUAGGUUUGAUUUGACCCAAGUUCUGCUGGCUCACCAUGUCAGUAGAAAACUAAAUGUAUAAGUAAUGAAUCAACUUAGUUUAAUUUGUAAACACAGUGCAAUAACUGCCAAACAGACAAAACGUCAACAAAACUUCCCGCUCUUUUUGGAAGCGAGCGAACUUGGAGAUUUAAUGUUGGUAUUUAGUUAUUUUCUGUCGCUUCAUUUGCAUUUGUGGAAAAUCCAUAUGAAUAAUUUCCUAUUACUUCCGGUCACGUGACCAGCACGAGUUGACAUCUUUCUGAAACAACGCAAAAUUGAAUCAGUCAAAUCCAAACAAAAGGUGAAUUUACCAAGGCGCUGAAGGUUUGCGCCGUCACAGUAACACCGCCACCUGCUGUCCGACUGCGCUCAUUGCAAUCACAAUACUUUUAAAUGUUCUGAUAAAACUGCUCCCACAUUUGACGCUUCAUUUUCACAACGCAAUAGUUUUCAUUGAAUUAAUAAACAUUUCAAGACCAAACAAAAAAGUAUUUUUUUUCGUCACGAAAGCUGGAGACGAUGAAGAAAACUCCCCAAAUCAUGAGGCGCUGAUAAAAUAUCUAUGUUUUAUUCUAACAUUUACCUUCAUGCCACAAACUGCCGUCGCCACUCUCCAUUACAAAGUUGAUGGUCUAAAAAAGCCAGAAAACCCAGCGCUGACGUCAUUUACGCACAAGUAACACUCAUAUAGUACUGCUGUUGUCUGCUAGGAUAAAAUGAUCCGCGUCACAUUUACAGGCUGAGACCAGACUGGGGUCUCAAUCACGAUAAUCACUGGAGAUGCCGAUGAACGCCAGGCGGCGGGAAACAUUCAGAACGUCGACGAUGAGCGCGGCGGAAAAGAGCCUCCUGCCAUGCUGCGGAGUGCGUGACGGCCAAUAAAUAACACGAGGGGCCAGUGGAGCCCGGACUCACUGGCGGUCAACCUGCGGGUCUCGGUCCGGGUUCGGACGGGACGCGUUUCCUCCCGUCGAGGAAUCCGACGUCGUACCGGUCUCUGCUCCAAGUCUCUCAUGGGUCUCUUUCCUAUGUGCCGUCUUACUUUAGUCAGAUGUUUCACACACAGCAAGACCUCGAAACGCUCCAAAAAUGCAACACAAUUCGAAGAAAAAAAAUGAAGAAAGCUUUGCCCCUAAACUUGAACUAAUUUUGUGAUCCGAAUGUGUGACAUUUUGAACUUUAAUGUUUUGUGAGUAGCUGAAACUGGUGGCUUUUCUUCUACUUCUGUUUUUGUUGUUUUAGAAAAGAAAGAUUUUGUGAGUUAACCGCACUUGGAACUUCCCAAAUUGUAUUUAA
This is a messenger RNA of Synchiropus splendidus (mandarinfish), 3480 nucleotides long. RefSeq names its product gamma-glutamyl hydrolase (conjugase, folylpolygammaglutamyl hydrolase) (gene ggh). The coding region runs from base 56 to 1003 and encodes 315 amino acids. The transcript is spliced from 9 exons. The record is from RefSeq and is a predicted model, not a curated record. Gene Ontology annotation, cellular component: vacuole. Gene Ontology annotation, molecular function: gamma-glutamyl-peptidase activity. Gene Ontology annotation, biological process: tetrahydrofolylpolyglutamate metabolic process. NCBI's taxonomy places the organism in Eukaryota, Metazoa, Chordata, Actinopteri, Syngnathiformes, Callionymidae.